This is a messenger RNA of Piliocolobus tephrosceles (Ugandan red Colobus), 493 nucleotides long. Its product is annotated as elongin-A3-like. The record is from RefSeq and is a predicted model, not a curated record. The transcript has a single exon. NCBI's taxonomy places the organism in Eukaryota, Metazoa, Chordata, Mammalia, Primates, Cercopithecidae. Gene Ontology annotation, cellular component: nucleus. The coding region runs from base 1 to 432 and encodes 143 amino acids.
AUGGCGGCAGGGUCCACUACGCUGCACGCAGUGGAGAAGCUGCAGGUGCGUCUGGCCACUAAGACGGACCCGAAAAAGCUAGAGAAAUAUUUGCAGAAACUCUCCGCCUUGCCCAUGACGGCAGACAUCCUGGCGGAGACUGGAAUCAGAAAGACGGUGAAGCGCCUGCGGAAGCACCAGCACGUGGGCGACUUUGCCAGAGACUUAGCGGCCCGGUGGAAGAAGCUGGUGCUUGUGGACCCAAACACCGGGCCUGAUGCACAGGACCCCGAGGAGAGCGCUUCCCGGAAGCACUUCGGGGAGGCUCUUCAGGACCAGGAAAAGGCCUGCGGCUUCCCAGAGAACGGGACGGCCCCCCGGAGCCCACCGGACAGUCCUGAGCACAGACGGACAGCACACAGAACACCUCUGGCGCUCCAGAGACCUCACUGAAGGUCUCCCAGUCGCGAGCCCAGAGCCCAGAGAAAGCGCCCCAGAAGGGCCCCAGCUGAUU